This is a messenger RNA of Pseudophryne corroboree (corroboree frog), 3009 nucleotides long. It is a transcript of the gene PJA2, whose product is annotated as praja ring finger ubiquitin ligase 2. Gene Ontology annotation, cellular component: cytoplasm. The transcript is spliced from 9 exons. The record is from RefSeq and is a predicted model, not a curated record. Lineage: Eukaryota; Metazoa; Chordata; Amphibia; Anura; Myobatrachidae. The coding region runs from base 177 to 2243 and encodes 688 amino acids. Gene Ontology annotation, biological process: protein ubiquitination. Gene Ontology annotation, molecular function: ubiquitin protein ligase activity.
CGUUGAUUGGCCGGCUGAGGAGAGCCUUAGCUUCGUGAUUGGGUGAGGCGGUGACGCUGGCUGCCCGGCCGGUGACGCUCGGUGUGUGACGGAGACCGUGCAGUCGGUGGUGCUGGAGGCCCCGGGCUCUCCGGCGUUAUCGGGAGGCAGGAGACGGGGAGCUGCCGGAAGAAGGUAUGGGUCAGGAAGCAUGUAAAGCUGCCUGGCCUAAACCCUCAGGAGGCUAUCAAACAAUCACAGGGCGAAGGUACGGAAGAAGGCAUGCCUAUAUCAGCUUCCGCCCAUCUCUUGAGAGUCCAAACAGAACUUCAGCUCAGCUUGGAAGAGAAACUGAAGGGAUGGAGUUAGACAAUGUGCAAAAGGAGAAGGAAUUAAUUUUGUCUGAAAGUCCUGAUUCAUCACUCUUCACCAUCGGUAGCGUUUUAACUGCGGAUUUUCAGGAAGAAAGCAGAACAUUUCAUGCUAAUGAUAGUUUGUCUGUGUUUACUGAAGCCGAGCAAAAUACUGUGUCCCCCUUUUCAAUGUCAGAACAUGUGAGAAGAUGUCAGACAUUGAAUAAUAGCACUGACUGCGAGAAAAGCACAAAAACUUUCAUCAGGCAUGCUUCAAUGGAGCACUCGCGCCACUCCCAUCAAAACAGCAUUUCAUUUGUGAAUAUUGACUCUUUUGAGCCAGACAGCAGUGAAGGGGAAGACACUGUUAGCCACCACGAUGAUAUUUCUUUAAACUGUGAGACUGGAAACCAUAAGAAAACGUUAAAUCACAUGCUCUCUGACUUUAAAAAAGAAUCUCCUACUGAAAUACUGUCAGAAUUUUCCAGCUUGAAUCAUACUUUUUCCAAAGACAGUUUAUCUCAGGUGAGGCCUGCAUCCUUAGCCAAACAAUAUAACAUAGACCUAUGCACAACGCCGUGGAGUUUGUCCGCAAGCUCUGUGUCAGAGGACGAAGCCACAGGUGUUGGCAAUAUGAAUCUUUGUGAUUCUCUGCAACUGAAACAUAGACAUGAACUGGCGCAGAAAAGCACUAUAGGACUCUGCAACGAAAUAAAUACAGUUAGUGUUAAGACUGAACACGAGAAUGAACCCGUUGUCAGGCCUAAGAUUAGAAAACAGGUUCCCUCAAUUUCAACUGGAAAAGACCCGUUGAUAACGGAGGAAAUUGGAAAAGAAACCAAAAGUUCUAGAAAAGGAAACCGGGAAACCAUAUUUAGUGUGGAAAAGAUGGAUGAAAAGAACCACAAUGUUAAAGACCCGACAACCAUUGAAGGAGCCAGAAAAAAGAUAAAAAGGGGUAAUAAGGAAAAUGUAACGCCGCAAGAAGAUAAACCUUUAGUGGAUGAUACUUUUUGGGAUGAUUUUGAAGUCUAUGGUAUGAAAUUAACAGAUUCUACAAAAGAUGAAGACAGCUCUGAUUGCAGUGAUGGGGAAUGGUCUACAUGUUUACCUUCAUAUUUUUCUGGUGACAAAGAUCUUUCGUCUGGUGAUGAGAGCUGGGAGACUUUACCUGGAAAAGAAGAGCAUGAGGUUCAGAGCAUUAGCAGCAGUCUAGAAGAAGAGAACUCAGAAUUUUGCUUUCAAGUAGAGGAACAAAACUCUUUAGAAGAUGGGGAAAUCCCUUGGCUACAAUAUCAUGAGGACAUUGAAAGCAGCACAGAUGAGGAAAAUGAAAUUGGCAGUCAUUAUUUACCUCCAGGUUUUUUCAUUUUGGAUGGCAAUAAUAAUUUGGAAGAUGAUUCAAGUAUGAGUGAAGACUUAGAAGUUGAAUGGAGAUUACUUGAUGACUUUGGUGAUGGUAUUGGUGUGGCCCAAGCCAUGUCCUAUAUGGAUCCUCAGUUUCUUACAUAUAUGGCUCUUGAAGAGCGUCUUGCACAGGCCAUGGAGACUGCUUUGGCACAUUUGGAGUCCCUGGCAGUAGACGUGGAGCAGGCUCACCCUCCAGCUACAAAGGAAAGCAUUGAGUGUCUUCCUCAGAUCAUUAUCACAGAUGACCACAAUAUUGUAGGUCAGGAACAGUGCUGUGCCAUAUGCUGUAGUGAGUAUAUCAAGGAUGAAAUUUUAACAGAGCUCCCAUGUCACCACCUCUUUCACAAGCCAUGUGUGACACUUUGGUUACAAAAAUCUGGAACAUGUCCUGUCUGCCGUCACGUCCUCGCAUCUCUUCUUCCAGAAGCUGCUGCAGCCACUUCCUUCCUAUCAGACCAUGACAGCCCGCCAUCAAUCCACAAUGCAGCAGGGACUCGAUAAAAGCAACAUACUAACCAAAUCCAAUAGCUUGUUUUUCUUGUAAAAUAUAUUAUAUGAAAGUGAAGGCUGAAUAUCAACACGCAAGAGCCCAUACAAGCAUGAAGCUUAAUAUUUAUUAGUUUAGAGCACAGGUUCUCAAACUUGGUACUCAGGACCCCACACAGUGCAUGUUUUGCAAGUCACCCAGCACGUGCACAGGUGUAUUCAUUAUUCACUGACACAUUUUAAAAGGUUCACAGGUGUUGCUAAUUAUUUCACUUGCGAUUCUGUGAGGAGACCUGCAAAACAUGCACUGUGUUGGGUCCUGAGGACAGAGUUUGAGAACCUGUGGUUUAGAGCGAUUAGAAGACUUUGUAAGAAAUGCUUCUGUUUAUAGCCCAGCAAGAUCUGAACAAUUGCAAAGUAUGAUGCUAUAAUAUGCAAUGCAUUCUAAGCUUGUGAUCAGCUUGGCUGUUUUUGUUCUUUUUGUGGCACAACAUAUUUUGUGUUUUCACAACUGCAGUGCAGUUAGAGCUUUACAGACUUAUACUAUAAAAUCUUAACUUUGUUUUAUUUUAUGUUUACUUCCUUUCCUACAUGGCGGGACCCUUUGCAAAGCAAUGCAUCUCUGUUCCCUCUAGUAGUAAUAAGAUUAGAGCUGUGCCACUCGUUACACUGACUUUUGUAACUGAUCUCUCAUGUUUGCAUCAAAUGUGAAGAUGUUUUGUGAUCAUAAUGAUAGUAUACACUAUGGAUUUCCCCCAAAAUAAAAUGCAUUUGAAAUGUU